GUGAGAGAAAGAUAACUAUUUAAAAAGGGUGGCGAUCGAAGGUUAAAAAAAAAAAAACAGGAACAAUCCUAUGCCGAAGACAGUUGCCAUCAUGAUGUCCUACAGGAUAUGCCUCGUAUUGUUGGUGUCGGCCAUAUUGUGCUGCAUCUUGGUGGAGUCAUGUGAUGAAGUCAACAUCUGCUCCCUGGAACAGUGUAAAACUGCCCCCUUGUGUCAAUCGAACCGAGAUAACGAGCACAAAUGUGUGAAGCACCAGGAAGGCAGGAAAACUUGCUACUGCUUUCCCCGCUGCGUAGAGAACAUUAAUGAAUGCCAAAAAAGUACGAGGUGUAGCUAUGUCUUUUGUGCGUACUAUCCGUCCAAUGCCACGCAUACUUGGGUCAACCCAACUGGAAAGUGCAACUGCUGCGGUGAAUUGAUCGAUAACUGCGAGCUGCAUCAGCUGAUUGCUCAGGGGUGUGCGAACUUUUAAGCCAUGCCGGGGGACUGCUUCGGCUUCUGGUACACAAAAUAAACACGCUUUGUACUGUA
Molecule: messenger RNA, 531 nt
Organism: Ornithodoros turicata
Lineage: Eukaryota; Metazoa; Arthropoda; Arachnida; Ixodida; Argasidae
Exons: 4
Coding region: 71-472 (133 amino acids)
Source: RefSeq, a predicted model, not a curated record